This is a messenger RNA of Annulohypoxylon truncatum, 1674 nucleotides long. RefSeq lists its product as uncharacterized. The coding region runs from base 233 to 1435 and encodes 400 amino acids. Gene Ontology annotation, molecular function: GTPase activator activity. Gene Ontology annotation, biological process: positive regulation of GTPase activity; endoplasmic reticulum to Golgi vesicle-mediated transport. NCBI's taxonomy places the organism in Eukaryota, Fungi, Ascomycota, Sordariomycetes, Xylariales, Hypoxylaceae. The record is from RefSeq and is a predicted model, not a curated record. The transcript has 3 exons. Gene Ontology annotation, cellular component: endoplasmic reticulum membrane.
CGUCUAGGUACACCAACUUCAUCGAAAGAUCUUUACCGUGUAGGAGUGUCUUAGAUUAAGAAAGGAAGAAAAAGGGAGAACAUCGGAGCUUAUCCUGCUGCAUAUGGUAUCAGAUGCCACAGUUGCGACCCUGCCAGGAGCAGCGGCCUGUUAUCAGUCCAUCCACACGCGGACGCACACAGCAACAAGUGAGGCAACCUGACGUGCAGCAGCGGAGGGGAUCGAUUUUCCCAUGGCCCGGGAACAGGAGGAUGCCGACGGCAGAGAAGAGGAGAAAGAUGUGAACGGCGCAGACGAUCAUCACCACGAUGACGAACCCGCAUUAGUCCUCGCACAAGAGUCCCGCAUCCUGGACGCAUGCAGGCGGAGGGAUAUCGACGAUCUCCAGGUCUUAGCCGUAUCGAGAGGCGGGUUCCUCUCCGACACCAUCCGUCGCCAAGCAUGGCCGGUAUUAUUAGGCUUCACCGUCGACGAGCACGGGAACCAGGACGGAGUCUCCGAUUCGUGGAGGGAGCUCGCACGGCAUAAAGACGAGGACCAGGUGAAGCUAGACGUUGACCGCAGCUUCGUCUACUACCCAGAUGAUGACACCCAAGCGCAGCUCGACUUAAAGAAAUCCGCACUCUCGGACCUCAUCACCGAGGUGCUGCGGCGGCAGCCGCACCUCAGCUACUUCCAGGGGUACCACGACAUCUGCCAAGUCUUCCUGCUCGUGCUGCCGCCCAGCUCGCGCGCGACAGCCGUGUCGCGCCUCUCGGGCUUGCGCAUCCGGGACUUCAUGCUGCCGUCGCUGGGGCCGGCGAUCUCGCAGCUGCGGCUGAUCCCGGACAUCAUCUCGGCGGUGGACCCGGCGCUGUGCGCGCACGUCGGGCGCACGGAGCCGUACUUCGCGCUCUCGGACACGCUGACCAUGUUCGCGCACAACGUGCGGCGGUACGCCGACAUCGCGCGCCUCUUCGACGCCCUGCUCGCGCGCGAGCAGGUCUUUAGUCUCUACGUCUUCGCCCAGAUCGUCCUCACCCGCCGCGCCGAGCUCUUCGACCACGACGAGCCCGACAUGCUGCACUUCGCCCUCUCCAAGCUGCCCCAGGACCUCGAUCUCGACGCCGUCAUCGCCGACGCCGCCGCCCUGUUCGAAAAACACCCGCCCGAAACCCUAAGGAAUUGGGGCCGUAUCUCGAACGCGAGCGCGUUGAAGACGGGACGCAGGGUCGACGUGUGCGCCAGGCAGGGCUUGGCGGAGGGCUUUGCGUAUUUCGAACAGCAGCGCAAGGAGCUCCGGUGGGCGGCGCGCCGCGAGAAGGCGAUGAAGACGGUCUGGGCGAAUAGGACGGUGAUACUGGCCGUAGUUAUUGGGAUCGGCGCGGUGUACCUCCGCAAGGCGCCGUUCUGGACGAAUCUUGUUGCGAGGUCGAUGCCGGGCCAUUACUUUUAGAGCAGGGGCGCGGGAUGAUCCAGCUGUGUUGGAUGGUGGUAGCCAUGCGUCAUCUGUAGAUGUGCUUAUGAGGUUUGUAGGAAUAGGCACGAAUGCUUUUCCUUGGUCGCUAUGCAGUUGGUUGGGAGUUGGUGAUAAGGAGUUGCCUUGCACGACUUCGCACUUUGGUAGAUAACAUGGGCCAUUCUUGAUUUUUUGAAUGUUAGAAAAAAAAUAAUUGAGGAUCGUCUCCGAGGAUG